This is a messenger RNA of Hypanus sabinus (Atlantic stingray), 7959 nucleotides long. It is a transcript of the gene ralgapa1, whose product is annotated as Ral GTPase activating protein catalytic subunit alpha 1. Bases 378 to 6650 code for a protein of 2090 amino acids. Gene Ontology annotation, cellular component: nucleus; cytoplasm. The transcript is spliced from 41 exons. NCBI's taxonomy places the organism in Eukaryota, Metazoa, Chordata, Chondrichthyes, Myliobatiformes, Dasyatidae. The record is from RefSeq and is a predicted model, not a curated record. Gene Ontology annotation, molecular function: GTPase activator activity. Gene Ontology annotation, biological process: regulation of small GTPase mediated signal transduction; positive regulation of GTPase activity.
GAGGGUGAAAGACUGGGGUUGUGAUGCACUUCAGAACAGCCAACUGGCGCUCUGGGUCAGCUGCCUGAUAUUGGGGCAGGAUGCGAUAUGAAGGCUGACGCCAGAGUGUCAAUGGGAUGAAAGGCUGCUCGAAAUUCUCUGGUUUCGAUGAAGCGUGCCGGUUGUUUGUCCUGCUGAAGUCGGCCAUGUUGGUGACUGACGAUUGAUUACAGGGCAGUGUUCGCUCGGGGCCGUGGCCGCUUCCAUGGGGCUGCGCUCCUCACACGCUCUUUGGGUUAGGAGGAGUUUCCUAGGUUGCCACUUCGAUUUUUAUUUUGCAUAAAAGUUUAAAACAGCGAAGGAAAGCAGUGCGUCUGGUGCUUAACUCAAGGAGCGGAAUGUUUUCUAAAAAAACUCACGGCGACGUGAAGAAAUCGACACAGAAAGUCUUGGAUCCGAAGAAAGAUGUCCUGACUAGAUUAAAGCAUCUGAGGAUUGUCAUAGAAAACUCUGAACCAAAUGAUUUAAAGCCAUUCUUCGAUCAAACAUAUUCACACAUUUACUAUGUUUUCUUUGAAAACUUUGUGACCAUUGAAGCCAAUCUAAAGCAAAAAGGUCAUAAAUCACAGAGGGAAGAAUUGGACUCUAUUCUUUUUAUUUUUGAGAAAAUUUUGCAGCAUCUUCCAGAAAGAAUUCAGACGAGAUGGCAGUUCCACAGUAUAGGCUUGAUUUUAAAGAAACUCCUUCAUGUUGGGAACUCGCUGAAGAUUCGAAGGGAAGGUGUACGCCUCUUUUUGUUGUGGAUGCAAGCACUCCAACAUAAUUGCACUGAAGAACAACUACUGAUUUUUGCCUGUCUUAUUCCUGGCUUUCCAACUCUGCAAUCUGAGCAUGGGCCUCGAACACUAGACAAUCUAAUUAACUCUCCACUUCAUCUUCAGGAAACUCAAGUUACUCCAGAAGAAAUCACUCCUCUUGUCCCCCCACAAUCAGGAGAUAAAGGACAAGAUGAUCUUACAAGCUAUUUUCUUGAUGCUCUGCUAAAAUAUAUGGUAAUCCAGGCAAAGGGAUUAGAAUGGAAAGACAAAGGAAAUCAGGAGAAAGGGUUUGCAUUCUUAUUUGCAAAUUUCAAGAAGUACUAUCUGCCUCACAUAUUUCCCAACUUUUCAAGAGAGACCAGCUUAUUUAAUCCAAUACUUGACAUACCACAAUUAAGAUCAAAGCCAUAUUAUGUGAUAACAAAGAAAGACCCAGAAACUAACGAAGCAACUUAUUGUACUAAAGAUGCAUUUUUGUCAGCUCGUGUUUCUGUCAUCCGCUGGUUAGUAUCUUUCUGGUUUGAGCCAAAAGUUAAUCCAGGACUUCAGAUUCCUGGAAUUGAAGGGGAAAAUGUACCAAAGAACAUUCAGAGAGCAGCUGCUGGUUUGGCUGCUCGGGAGGAGAACUCUUGUCGUGCAGACUCUGGAGAUGGUAACACAGAACUGGAACAGUCCCAUUCUAAUACCAGUACCUUAACUGAGCGAGAACCUAGUUCAUCUAGUCUGUGUAGUGUUGAUGAAGAACAUCUAACAGACAUUGAAAUAGUGCGGAAAGUUUUUUAUUCCUCAAGGGAGAAUGUCAACUUUAUUAUUGAAGUUUUUCGACAGGCUUUUCUGCUGCCUAUCUGUGAAGCUGCAGCCAUGAGAAGAGUUGUUAAGGUUUAUCAGGAGUGGAUUCAACAAGAAGAUAAGCCUGUAUUUAUGAAAGAGGCUGAAGACUUGGGUUAUUCCCCUUCAACAAGUGUUAUCAAUUUAGAUAGUACUGGAGAACAUAGAAGUCCUUAUCCAUCGGAACAAAAGGAGGAGGCUGAGGAUAAAGCAACCAAAGUGCCAGGCCAUGUUAGGAAUCCAAGCUGGACAAGAAAUUCAUCCUACCAGAAUGCGAUUAACAAAGCACCUGAAUUGGAGGAAGAAGAAGAGAGAAAUGUAUAUGCUGGCAUUCAAGCAUCAUUGCAGGUUUUUAUAACCAACUCUGCAAAUAUAUUGCUACUGGAACCUGCCAAUGAAAUUGGGGCUCUUUUGGAUGAACAUGUGGAUAUGUGUAAACGUGUUCUUAACAUCUACAGAUACAUGGUUGUCCAUACAACUAUGAACAAGAAAACCUGGGAGCAGCUGUUGCUGAUUAUGUUGAGGAUUACAGAAUCUGUUAUGAAACGACCACAGCAAGCUCUGCCACUCUCUCAAGGGAGAAAAAAUUCUUUGUUAGCAGGACGACUUGCUACACCACUCUUUCGGACACUCAUAGUAGCCUGGAUCAAAGCAAACUUGGAUGUGUAUGUUUCCCGGGAGCUAUGGGAUGAAUUAUUGGUGGUUUUGUCAUCACUUACAUGCUGGGAAGAACUGAUCACUGAAUGGGCAAUGACAAUGGAAACUUUGACCAAAGUGUUAGCUCGAAACUUGUACAACCUAGACUUGCAUGAUCUACCUUUAGAUAAAUUGAGUGAACAAAAACAGAAAAAACACAAAGGAAAAGGUGGCAGUCAUGGAUGUCAGAGGACUGCAGUUGAUAAAUCAUUUUCAAGAGGUUGGAGCCGUGAUCAACCUGGACAGGGUCAAAUGAGACAGCGAAGUGCGACGACUGCUGGUUCUCCUGGAACAGAAAAAGCAAGAAGCAUAGUACGACAGAAAACUAUAGAUCUUGAUGAUGCCCAAAUUAUGGCACGGCCUACUCGAAUAAGGCAUUAUUCUCAGAGUGAAGAAAAUACCUCUGAAGUAUUCAGCACUGCACGUGAAGAUCAGGCAAUGCCACGAAGCAGCAGCACAUCAGACAUAAUGGAACCAUUCAUAGCUGAAAGAGCUAAAGUCAACAAGGAGGAGCCUAAUCAAAAACCUCGACCUUUCAGCACUGAUAUUGGAAAUAGUAGUAAUCCCAACAUUAGUGAUCUUAUGGAUGAGUUUAUAGCGGAAAGAUUACGAACUGGUACUUCAGUGAAUAUUUUGAGAAGGGGAAGCAGUCCUGGUAGUUUGGAAGUGCCAAAGGAUCUUCCUGAUUUGCUGAACAGACAGAAUCAGACACGACCUGUUGAUGACCCUGGAGUCCCAUCUGAGUGGACAUCUCCAGCCAGUGCUGGAAGUAGUGAUCUUGUUAGUUCUGAUAGCCAUUCAGAUUCUUUCAAUGCUUUUCAAUAUGAUGGACAAAGAUUUGAGAGCUUUCAUUUUGGCAGUGAAACGAUUUCUACCUUAUACACUGAAGCAGAUUCAGGACCUCCACGACAAAAUGCUGAAGAACAAGAAUUGGCAAGUUUAAAUGUUCUGCAUAUUAAUUCUGAAACAAGCAGUCUCAAUCUACAGACAGCAUCUGCUGACACAGUCACAAUUACAGGCUCUGAGAGUGCUUCUCCAACUCACUCAAAUGCCUGCUCAAGAUCACAGACACCUUCUCCAUCCACCUUAAAUGCUGAUCCAGUAGAUCAAAAAGAUUUGCCAUUGGAUGAAAAAUUGCAUCAUUCAGUCUUGCAAACUCCGGAUGACUUGGAGAACAGUGAGUUUCCAAAUGAAGACUGCAGUGUGAUGGCAGGUGGGAGUCUCAAAGGAUGGCAUGAAGAUGUUGCCACAGUUAUGUGGAGACGAAUGCUUGGCAUUUUGGGUGAUGUGAACUGCAUUAAGGAUCCUGAAAUUCACGCACAAGUCUUUGACUAUUUGUGUGAACUCUGGCAGAAUUUGGCCAAAGUGAGGGAUAACCUUGGAAUUACAAUAGACAAUCAGACAUCCCCACCUCCUUCAGUUUUGAUACCACCUCUCAGAAUUUUAACUCCAUGGCUUUUUAAGGCAACAACAUUACCAGAAAAAUACAAACAAGGAAAGCUUCAUGCUUAUAAGCUUAUCUGCAAAAUUAUGAAGCGCCGUCAAGAUGUUUCACCCAAUUCUGAUUUCUUGGUUCACUUCUAUAAUAUUAUGCACAGUGGGCUCCUCAAUCCUGAUCAGGAUAUAGUGAAUACCAUCAUCAAACAUUGUUCUCCAAGGUUCUUUUCUAUUGGGUUGCCUGGUGCUACCAUGCUAAUCUGGGACUUUAUAGUUGCUGCAAGCAAAGUAACAUUCUCCUCUUCACUCAAUGCACCAAGAGUUGAAGCUCAGAUUCUUCUGGGUUCUUUAGUCUGUUUCCCAAAUUUAUAUGAUGACCUCCCUACAUUACAACCUUCUCUUACUGAUAUUUUAUCCACAAAAUGUAAUGAUGUUAAGGAGCUUGUAAUUAAGAGCAUUUUAAAGUCAGCAAGGGAAGAACCUUCAGGGCCAGCUAGAUGUGUUGCACUUUGCAGCCUUGGCAUUUGGCUGUGUGAAGAGUUAGUACAUGGCACUCAUCAUCCUCAAAUCAAAGAUGCUCUUAAUGUAAUUUGUGUGACCUUAAAGUUCCCAAACAAAACUGUCGCACAAGUGGCUUGUGAUAUUUUACAUCUAUUGAUCAAUUAUGUGGACAAGCUCCAGAAUUAUCCACCAGAUUCUCCAAAAAAGAUACUUGAGAUUUUGAUGGCAACAAUUACCUACCUAUUGCCGAGCACUGAAGUAUCUCCACAUGAACAAGAUAAAAGGCUGGUAGUGUCUUUAUUGCUGUGCCUUUUGGACUGGUGUAUGGUGCUGCCUUUAAAAACAUUGCUGCAAGUUGUCCAAGCUGCAGGACAAGAUAAGAACAAUUCAGACAAAUCUAUUCUCAGUUGUAUUUACAAGGUGCUGCAUAGCUGUGUGUAUGGAGCUCAGUACUUAAGUAAUCCUAGAUACUUUCCUCUGAGCUUGUCAGAUCUAGCCUCUGUUGAAUAUGAUCCAUUCUUACAUUUGGAAAGCUUGAAAGAACCAGAGCCUUUGCACUCUCCUGAUUCUGAACGCUCAUCAAAACUCCAGACGGUCACAGAGGUGAGGAGUCGCAUACAGCAAGGUUUGAUUUCAGUCGCUGCCCGGACUGUGAUAAUACAUUUGGUAAAUCAUGUUGGCCAUUAUCCAUUGAGCGGUGGCCCAGCAAUGCUGACCAGUUUGAUAAGCGAAAGCCAUGACAAUCCCUUUACUGACUGUGCUGAACUUUCCCCAGAACUUUUUGAGAAUCCAAACCUCCAGUUUUUUGUGCUGAACAGUUCUACUCUUAUUUCAUACUUGGAAAUCCCUAUUGAGGGUAAUAUUCCAGGAGGAGGGAUGUCAGCUGGACUCUCAACAGCUACCUCAAAUGUUAGAGUGGUGAUGCGUGAUAUAUCUGGUAAGUACUCCUGGGAUUCUGCAAUUCUCUAUGGACCACCUCAUUGCUGUCAACAAAGGCAAAUUGCUCACAAGUUCACAAAUCUUCAUGAAGAACAAAUGGCUGAAUCAGUCUUCAAAGAGACAGAAAUUACUGAUGUUGACUUAAGUGAAUAUUUGGUACCUCAAACAAAAAGAAGAUGCAGAGAAAUGGUGCCAUCAUGGGAUGUAAUUCAUGAUGAUGAAGAUGCCUUGGAUGAGAUGUUGCAAUAUCUGGGUUCCACCAGUCCAGAAUGCCUGCAGAGAGCUGGAGUGCAGCUUAACAUCCCGGCUCCCCCUCCAGUUUGUAUUUCAGAAAAACAGGAAAAUGAUGUGAUCAAUGCAAUCCUAAAACAGUACACUGAAGAGGAAGAAUUUGUGGAGAAGCAUGGCAAUGACCUGAAUAUGAAAGCAAUGGAGCAGGAAGAACCAUCCCCACAAGAACCACAGUCUGUCUUUUACUACUGCAGGAUGCUGUUAAAUAUUCUUGGCAUGAAUUCUUGGGACAAAAGGACUACUUUCCAUCUUCUAAAGAAAAAUGAAAAGCUGUUGCGAGAACUAAAAAACCUGGACUCUAGGCAAUGUCGAGAAACGCACAAAAUAGCGGUGUUUUAUGUUGCUGAAGGACAGGAAGAUAAGCACUCCAUUCUGACAAAUACUGGAGGAAGCCAAUCCUAUGAGGACUUUGUGGCAGGUCUUGGUUGGGAGGUAAACCUUACCAAUCAUUGUGGUUUCAUGGGCGGAUUACAAAAAAACAAGAGCACUGGACUAUCGACUCCAUAUUUUGCUACCUCUACUGUAGAAGUAAUGUUUCAUGUAUCUACAAGAAUGCCUUCUGAUACAGAUGAUUCUUUAACUAAAAAGUUAAGGCAUCUAGGGAACGAUGAAGUACAUAUAGUUUGGUCAGAACAUACAAGAGACUACAGAAGAGGAAUCAUUCCAACAGAGUUUGGUGAUGUCCUUAUUGUUAUAUACCCAAUGAAAAACUAUAUGUUCAGUAUCCAUGUAAUGAAGAAACCUGAGGUACCGUUUUUUGGCCCACUUUUUGAUGGAGCAAUUGUGGAUGGAAAAGUCUUACCUUGUCUAGUACGAGCUACAGCAAUCAAUGCAAGUCGAGCACUGAAAUCGCUAAUUCCACUUUAUCAAAAUUUCUAUGAGGAACGAGCUCGAUACCUCGAAACAAUUGUACAACACCACCAAGAGCCAACUACUUUCGAGGAUUUUGCUGCGCAAGUCUUCUGUCCAGCUCCUUGCCAUCAUUUACCAUCUGACUCAGAAAACAUUGGGCUCAUCAAGGUAAAGGGCAAAGGCUUGAAACGGAAGGUCAUUCACGCUAGCUAUGAAUGGCUCAUGCCCAGAGAAUCAACAGGCCGAAAGUCCUGCAGCACAGGGGGUGGACGGGAUCGACUUAGCCUCUCCAAUGUCACCUCGUGCUAGCAAGAGUCGUAUGUCUAUGAAAUUGCGGCGUUCUUCUGGUUCAGCUAAUAAAUCCUAAUGACCACAUUAUAACAAAUAAUUACACUCUAAUUCCUCAGAACUAGCCUUGCAAAUAUGUGUGUUCUUUUUCUAUUAUGUUGCUGCUUAAACCAAAUGUUUUGCUCUCUUGCUAAUUAUUAGAUAUCUAUUUGCCACUCCAUAUUCAUUUGAAACCUGUUCCUUGUAAACUAUUUUUUUAUUAAGAACACUGGAGUUCUAUUUUUAGCUUACAAAAUAUAUAUUUUAGCAAUCUAUGCUUUGUUGUACAGUGCAGCUUCCCUACGUCCACUUAAUUACUUACCUGUAUAUUUACUGCACUUUCAAUGAAAAGCAUUUUCUUGUCCCAUUGUAUUUGGCUAGUUAAACUGAAUGCCCCAUUAGUUAUUUGGGAUUGUCUUUUUGAAAUUAUGAUACUUACUUUUAUGUACAUUAUCUACUUUGUAAAUAGUUUUGAUUUUUCAGUAGAAACGUUUUAGAUUUCUUGUGCACAAUUCAGGAAUGUAAAGUAAGUUUUCAGUUUGUACGUAAAUGUAAAGUUAUGUUUAAGAAUAUAUUCACCAAAUCAAUCUUAUGGCACAGAACAUGUACAGAAUAUUUUCAUUUUAAAUUAUAAGAUAUGAACUUCCCAAGGAAUGUAAAUGGUCUCUCAGCAUUUCAACUAUAAAAAUUACCUUAUGAGGAAAAUUAAUCUCUUAUGCUGAAAUGUAUAGACUUGCUUUUAUUUGAAGCACUGACAUAUAAUAUAUAUAAAUCGAGCUAAAACACUGAGAAUGCAGCUGAAUUACACUAUUUACCUUGUGCAUGGCUUCAUCCAAGAAACUAUAGAAAGUGAUACCAGAUUAGAGCCAAGGUGAAAGUUAUUAUUCAAACAUUGAAAAUUCUGAAAGUAUUUAGAUGUGCUCUUAUGGGUUUGCACUCUAUUUUCAAUUUUCUGUGAUCUGUGCACUAAGGGGAAAAGGGACAAUUGAUAGAGUCUGUAUAAUCAAUUGAACUUGAAUUGAGUCAACUUUAAAUUGCUGAGGUGCACCUUAAUGCACAUUCCAGCUGUUUUGAUGUAUUUUCCUAUAAGGAACCAUUAUUCAUAUUUUGUAAGUAAAUUGGAAUGUUACUACUAACAGUAUGUAGCAUGAUGUCAGUACUAACUGCAUGUGUAAAUAAGUCAUAAGGUAAAAGAUAUAUUAUGUAAUGUCAAUCAUGUAGUUGUCUAUAAGAUUUGUAAUGGCUGAAGAAAGAUGUGCUGUUGAAUAUUGCAAUAAAAAUAUUCUUACCA